Messenger RNA from Gongylonema pulchrum, 378 nucleotides. The record is from the annotation of a GenBank genome assembly. Lineage: Eukaryota; Metazoa; Nematoda; Chromadorea; Rhabditida; Gongylonematidae.
GUUACUCCGAACGUUUUCCCGCAUCUCUUUUCACUUUCUCAUCCGUAUUGCGAAGUCCUUCCAGUUGUAUGUAAAAAUAAAGAUGCCGAGAAUUCAUCGCAUUAUCUUUGGGAAUGCGCUGAGCUGAUGGUACUGGAGACGUUCGCUGAUUGCCAGUGCUUGUUGGCAUAUUCCAGUAGCCAUGGUCUGCAUUCGCUGUAUGCAGUGCGAAAAGCAACAAAGGCAGAAUGGAAAUGUGCGGCAAGUAAUGCUGAAAAUAUCGUCUCCUGUAACACCACAAUGACGCCAAUUGGUCGAAGUAGCCGUCUUUCCACGCCACAAACGGCGACUCUCAGGGAAAGGCAUCGCUUCAUCAAGGACGAGUCGUUUCCAGGUUGA